Molecule: messenger RNA, 1833 nt
Organism: Microthlaspi erraticum
Lineage: Eukaryota; Viridiplantae; Streptophyta; Magnoliopsida; Brassicales; Brassicaceae
Source: the annotation of a GenBank genome assembly
AUGACCGAUGUCGGAGAAGUUGCCGCCAUGGACUGCGUUUACAAGAACCCAAACGAAGCCGUGGAAGCUCGGAUUCAAGACCUUCUAAAGAGGAUGACAGUUGAGGAGAAGAUCGGUCAGAUGACUCAGAUCCACCGCGGCGUCUGCUCGGCCGCCGUCAUCAAAGAUUUCUCCAUCGGCAGCGUAUGCAACUCCGCCGGGAAAUCGGGGAAUGAUGUUUUGUCAGUGGAGUGGGCGGAGAUGAUCGACGGCUUUCAGACGGCGGCGCUCGAGACUCGUCUCGCCAUACCAAUCAUCUACGGCUUGGAUGCUGUUCACGGCAACAACAAAUUGUACGGCACCACCAUUUUUCCUCACAAUAUUGGCCUUGGCGCCACCAGAGACGCAGAUUUGGCUAGAAGAAUUGGUUCCGCGACUGCUUUGGAAGUUAGGGCAAGUGGGGCUCACUGGGUAUUUGCUCCAUGUGUGGCUGUGUGCAAAGAUCCGAGAUGGGGAAGAUGUUUCGAGAGCUACAGCGAAGACACCGACGUUGUAUGCAACAUGACAUCCUUUGUUUCCGGUCUACAAGGAACUCCAGCGCAAGGACAUCCCGCCGGUUACCCUUUCCUUGCCGGAAGACAAAACGUGGUUGCAUGUGCAAAGCACUUUGUUGGAGAUGGCGGUACAGAAAAAGGUAAGAACGAAGGAGACACAGUGGCUUCAUACGAAGACUUGGAGAGAACCCAUAUGGCUCCUUAUUUGAAAUGCCUUGCUCAAGGAGUCUCAGCGGUUAUGCCUUCUUAUUCACGUUGGAACGGACGGAAACUCCAUGCAGACCGUUUUCUCUUGACAGAGAUACUCAAAGACAAACUCGGUUUCAAGGGAUGUUUGGUUUCAGAUUGGGCGGGAAUUGACAAGAUGGGUGAACCACGUGGUUCCAACUACCGUGAAUGUGUGGAAGCUGCUAUUAACGCUGGAAUGGACAUGGUCAUGGUUCCUUAUACGUAUGAGAAGUUCAUCAAUGAUCUAACAUCUCUGGUGAAGUCCGGAGAAAUACCUAUGUCAAGGAUUGAUGAUGCAGUUGAGAGAGUUUUGAGAAUGAAGUUCACAGCUGGUGUUUUCGAACAUCCUUUCUCUGACAGAUCGUUGUUGAAGUUUGUCGGCUGCAAGGAACACAGAGAGAUAGCACGUGAAGCGGUGAGGAAAUCUUUAGUUCUGUUAAAGAAUGGGAGAGAUUCGCAGAAACCGUUUCUUCCGCUAGAUCGAAACGCCAAAAAGGUUUUGGUGGCCGGAACUCACGCAGACGAUCUUGGGUUUCAAUGCGGUGGUUGGACCAAAACUUGGCAGGGUAUGAGUGGUCGGACCACAAUUGGAACAACGGUCUUAGAUUCGGUUAAAGCGAUCGUAGGAGAUGAAACGGAAGUGGUUUACGAGAAAUCUCCUUCAGAGGAGACUUUGGCAAGCACCGAUUUCUCUUACGCCAUCGUUGCCGUUGGGGAAGCUCCCUAUGCGGAGUCUAGAGGCGAUGAUCCUGAGCCGUCGAUACAUUUCGAUGGGGCUGAGGUAAUGAGACUAGUGGCUGAGAAGAUCCCGACGGUGGUGAUACUGAUGACGGGACGACCGGUAGUUUUGGAGCCGACGGUGUUGGAGAAGGUGGAAGCUUUGGUGGCGGCUUGGUUGCCCGGAACCGAAGGAGAUGGGAUCACUGAUGUGGUGUUCGGAGAUUACGAUUUCCAUGGGAAGUUGCCAGUUUCUUGGUUUAGAACGACGGAGCAGUUGCCGAUGAACCCGGAAGCUGAUGGGUAUGAUCCGUUGUUCCCGUUUGGGUUUGGGCUAAAAUGUAAGAAAGAAUAA